AAAGGGAUCUGAGACUGCACAGGACUGUUGUCUUUCUUUUCCUGAGUGACAGCUCCAUUGAAGUGGGACCAGAGAGUCUGUCUCCCCUGUUCGCUCAGCAUUUGUCCACAAGGCUGGAUGUAUCACCCAGCAGAGCUGUACUCUGGCCGCAACACAUGGGACUCCUACCAAGCUGGAGGACCGAACAGAGGACAAUGGACUCCCAUGAACAGUCGCCCCUGGAACCGUACACACAGAUGUCAAGGAGGGCGCAAUCAAUCACAUCAUCCACCAUCAAGUCAUAUUUAUAGCAGGGGGGAAAGAACAGCCAAUCAUGCCCAGGAAAAGAGUCAUCCCAGGGGGCACAGACUGUCACUACGUCCUUGGGACUGCAAGGACCAGCCUUAUGGGGGCCAGAACUGGCACCACAACUCCACACGCUCAUUCCACAAUCGAGCUGGCAGCCACAGUGGUUAUCCCACAGGACUGGGAGAACGUUAUAUAAACUGGGACAACAAUGGCAACCACUCCACAUACGGGGGUCCUCGACCACAUCACAACAACCGAGAGCUGCUGUCCCCUCCGGAGAGAUGGGUCCCCUCAGACUGCCGCAGGACCUUCCCAGGCAGAAUGAUAGAUCACAGACCAGGGCCCUGGAAACGGCCAGCCCUCCACCAGCGCCGAGACCAACUCCACCAGCACAGUCCACCCCCACAGCACCCCUUAUCCCCUCGGGAAGAGUGCCCUGCCAAGAGGAGAAGAAACUCUGGCCCUGAUCAGUCAUCUCACCUUGGAUCAAAGCAUUUAGCUUUACAUGCCCACGCACCAUCACCAUCUCGGUACCACCGCUGCAGCCAAGACAACUGGAAGCCUCCAAAUGACAGGGCAGGUCCUUGCCACCACUCUGACCACAGGACCUCACCAACACAGGAAACCUCUAAACUGAGAACUGGAGGACAAGGCUUUUAUAACAGUAACCUAUCAGGUCAAGGCCACAGCUGUUCUUCUUCCUCUCACACUCAUCACCCUCCUCUAUCACUGAGCUGUGGCAACAGACCACCACACCACGGAAGCAGAGGGAAGGUUGACCGGAAAAUGCCCUCUUCACCAGCAGACCACACCCGUGUGCCUUACAGCCGCCAAAACCAUCAUUACCACUAUCCACGGCACACAGGCCAGCCCAGAGCCCUACAGCACAGCCCCCUGCCACACCCUCUGGAUGGCAAGGACAACCGGGGCCACCACCACAAGCAAAGCACAGAAGUUCAGCGCACUAAUGCACGGGGCAAGUCAAGGAGUGAACCCCUCUCCGAGACCUCUGGUGCAGAUCCUCCUCUCUAUCCAUCUCACCACUGCAGCCCCAAAGAUGGGGAUUCCUCUACCAUCAGUCCUCCAUCUCCUUCCAGUCCCUUAACACACACCAUGUCCAGUGGGAGAAAAGACCCAUUAGCGGUUCAUCAGCGGAGUCCCAGCCAAAGUUUAGACAUCGCUGUACUGCAAAACAGAGGACAGCAGAAACUACAGGGAAGUCCUAGCCAUACUCAUACCUCUAGUUUAACAUCUACCACUUGUCUCACGUCUUCUGCUGGUCCGAAUUCUGGGUUCCCUAUCACAGAGGUAAAAUCUAGAAAGACCUCACAGCCCCUUAGCUCCCAACAGUCCACCCACCACAGAUCAAGAGCCAGCAAACCUGAGAGAGAUUUUGGAGAAUACAAAAAACUCGAGUGCAAACAUAAGAAUAAACAAGGCAAAAGGGAGAGAAAAGAUGAAAUGUGGAAGAUCAACAGAAGGGGUGAGGAGAGAAAAAGGCAGAAGAAAAAAGAGGAAAAAAAGAAGAAGAACUUAAAGACAUUACUGAAAUUGGAAGAACAAAGCUACAAAGGCGACAGAAGAAAGAAAAAAGAGAAAGCUGCAAAAGAGGGAAAACAUGGGUCAGGCUCAACAAGUAAAAUCCAAGAAAAAACAGAAAAGGAAAUGUUUACAUCUUCCUGUACAUGCUGUUCAGCAGACGUGACCAAAAUGAGCCACCGUAAGGUUCAGGCUACACCUCUGAGCCCAGAUAGGAAAGGCCACUCUCGACAGACACCAUCUACCCCAUCUAAACAUAAACCCAGGGAGAGGGAGGACAGAGCAGAGAGAUUGUCACAGAGACAUCAGACAUGCAUAGAUACUCAAAAUACUUAUGAGAGUCACUCAUCACCUGGAGGAACUCUUCAUCCCAGACGUACUUCACCAUCCCUAUCCACAAUAUCAGAAAAUCAUAAAAUGCCGGAACAAGGCUGCAGUCCACCCAAACUGGCUGUCAAGGACGAACUACUACAGUGUCUACCCACUAACACCAGCCCCAACCAGACCAGCGAGAAGACCCAGUCCCUCUCAGAGGGCGGACCAAAAGCAAAUCCUGAUGAUACAUUCCCUUCCCUUUCAUAUAAAGCCUUAGCACUUCUCAGUACAGCGAGUUCCACUGGGAUAGAGGAACCCAUCCAUGGCAAAGCCGGGGGGCAAGGAGGGGUCCUUAAGGCUCCAGAUCUACAGCCAGCGGUAGUGAUAGGGAGUUUGACCGAACUGGGAGACAACCCAGCAGCCAGCCCCCCUGUUCUCAGUUGGCAGGGCUCUCCAGUAUCAACUCUGGGGGAAGAUGAUGAUGAGUUGGAAAAGGGAGUGAUAAGGAGACCCGUCCUUCAGCCCAGCCCCACCCAUUGCUUUUCUCCUUCACAUGGAGACAGUGAGAAGGUUGAUGAAGAACAUAAGGAGCACUGUGAAGGUACAGUGACAGAUUAUUCCCAUAAUGACAUGGACAAGCUCUGUGGUUCACCUUAUACAGCUAAGCAGGAAGAAGAGGAAGAAGAGUUGGACAGCAGUACAGAUACAUCUAGCUCACUCCUCCUGUGUCGGCUUCGGCACCAUAAGACAGGAUUAGAUGAUGUCUUCAAGAGCCUGGCAACAUUUCUUGGUGGCCAGAGGGUCGCAUGUCGGGGCGGUCCAUUUGGUUGGCCUCCUGGUAGCACCACAGGAGGGGUGAAGUUCUCAUCUUCUCUUGCACUGGGGCCUGAAAUCCAGUGUCAGGACCAUCAAGAUUUUGCCACUGCAUCAGAUCCCAUAUUCUCCUCUAAACCCACCAACCAGUCACCAACCCAUGCUACCUCAGACACACUUUUGAAAUCCCAUGGUACAACAGACCUUAGUCAUCCUGUCACAAAGAGCCUAGAGGAGACAGAGGAAGAGAUGAAGAAUGAUAUAAAAGAGAAAAGAGAGGGUAAGGAUAUGGAGACAUUCUCUGAGAGAUCAGAGACAACUCUUUUGGCUGGGUCACUGAGUGCUGAGUUGAGACUGACCACCACACACACAGCCUCUCUAACCGGCCUCCUUCCUGUGCCCACCAAGCAAGAUAGAGGAACCAGUGAAGGAUUGGGACACAAUCGCACAGACAAAAAAAGGAAACAAAUGAUUGAGGAUGAAAGAAAGGAAGGAGAGGUCAAGAUCAAGAGAAAGAAAGAAGAAAGCAGUGUCAUCCAUAACCAUCACAAGAAUGGAGCAAAUGAGAUUAGGAAGUUGAGAGAAAAGAAUGAAUGUAAAACAACACCUGUGUCAUCAUUGGUGCCAUUGUUCUGUAGUAACUUACCUAAAUUGCUGAAGGACAAUAUGAAGGACCAGCUUCCUCAGGAAAAUAAAAACCCACAGUGCAAAGACAUCCAGAGAGAAAAGGUGCACACAGGGACUGCUGAGCAGGUGACACUAGUAGCAGAGAAGAAGACAGAGGUCAGUGAGUCUGAAAAAAAGGUAUCCUCACCAGUUGGAAACAUAGAAACCAAGAUCACAGGCCCAGCGCCAACUAUAACAAUCAAUACAUCCAAAUCAUGCGUCUCCACACCUUCGAGUAAACCUCCCUCCUCAUUACCCUCAGUUGACCCCCUCAGGCUGAAGGCAUUGUCCAUGGGAUUGUCAAAGGAGCUGAAGAUCCACUUGAUUAAAGUGGAGACUGUAGGCAGACAGACGUUCAUCACAUCAGAGAUGGAGGAGAGAAGAAUCCCACUUUCCAACAUCAGCAUUGAAAACACAGCCAGCGAAGUGAUCAGAGCAUGCAAGGGGGCAAGGGUGAAGGGGAAGUUCAAGGAGUCGUACCUGCUCCCUGCCUUCUCUGUCAAGCCUAACAUUGCCAUCGAGACCCCCAUCCCUCGAGAGAAGCUUAACCCACCCACACCUAGCAUCUAUUUGGAGAGCAAGCGAGAUGCCUUCUCUCCAGUUCUGCUCCAGUUCUGCACUGAUCCCAAAAACGCUGUCACUGUCAUCAGAGGCCUUGCUGGCUCCCUCCGCCUUAACCUAGGUCUGUUCUCCACCAAAUCUCUGGUGGAGGCCAAUGCUGAACAUGCUGUGGAAGUGCGGACUCAGGUGCAGCAGCCUGCCGAUGAGAACUGGGACCCCAGUGGCUCAGCGCAGACUUGGCCCUGCGAAAGCAGUCGCUCGCACACCACCAUCGCAAAAUACGCCCAGUACCAGGCCUCCAGCUUCCAGGAGAGCCUGCAGGAGGAGAAGGAGAGUGAGAAUGAAGAGGAGGGAGAACAAACAAAGCCCUCAGAUCCAUCUGCCAGUCCGAGCCAAACCACCAUAAAAGCUGGUCCUGUCCUAGCCAACUGUAAAGGCGGUCCUAACUCGGCUACCACUAAAACCGUUUCUAUCCCUGUCAUCAACAAAACCCACCCUGUCCAUGUCACCAGCACACCCAGCCCAGAGCAGAAACCAGCGGGAAAGAUCAUUAAAUUUGGGACCAACAUUGAUCUCUCUGAUCCUAAAAGGUGGAAGCCCCAGCUACAGGAGCUGCUGAAGCUGCCAGCUUUCAUGCGUGUGGCAUCAAGCAACAACAUGCUCAGUCACGUCGGUCACACCAUCCUGGGCAUGAACACUGUCCAGCUCUAUAUGAAGGUGCCAGGUAGCCGCACACCAGGUCACCAGGAGAAUAACAAUUUUUGCUCAGUCAACAUCAAUAUUGGGCCUGGUGACUGUGAGUGGUUUGCUGUCCAUGAGCACUACUGGGAGGCCAUCAACAACUUCUGUGAGAAGCAUGGAGUCGACUACCUCACAGGGUCCUGGUGGCCAGUCCUGGAAGACCUCUACAGUGCCAACAUUCCCGUGUACCGCUUCAUCCAGAGGCCAGGAGACCUGGUGUGGAUCAAUGCAGGGACUGUACACUGGGUCCAGGCUGUGGGCUGGUGCAACAACAUCGCCUGGAACGUGGGGCCACUUAACUCCUACCAGUAUCAACUAGCCUUGGAGCGCUUUGAGUGGAAUGAAGUCAAGAAGGUCAAGUCAAUCGUUCCAAUGAUCCAUGUCUCGUGGAAUGUGGCGCGCACCAUCAAAAUCACCGACCAGGACACCUUCAAGAUGAUCAAACACUGCCUCCUGCAGUCCAUCAAGCACAUCCAGAUUAUGAGAGACCAGCUGGUGGCCGCAGGGAAGAAGAUCUGUUACCAGAGUCGCGUGAAGGACGAGCCAGCCUACUAUUGCAACGAGUGUGAUGUGGAGGUGUUUGACCUGCUGUUUGUGACCAGUGAAAACAGCAGCAAAAAGACCUAUGUGGUGCACUGUGAGGACUGUGCUCAUGCUAAGAGCCCUUCACUGGCAGGAGUGGUGGUGCUGGAGCAGUAUCGUAUGGAGGAGCUGAUGAGAACCUACGACACCUUCACUUUGGCUCCAACACCCUUUCCAAAGUGAGGACUCCUCCAUGCUGUCUAUCAGCCAUAACCAAAACUCCUUCUCAAUGGCAGCACAGAUGUGGUCGUCGAGGCAGCCUCUCACUGCGAACACUUUCUGAAUCAGCCAAUCACGUUUACUCAGUAUUGUUUACAUCACACAAUAAGGUAUGGACACUCAGCCAAUCCAACAAGAGCUCACUGUCUUCCCCAUACAAGCUGCUGAUUGGACUUGUGUUUUGAAAUAGAAUGACUAGACUGGUACUACUCAUGAAAAGCAUUGCCGAUGCGUACAAAAAAAUAAUAAAAAAAAUAAAUAAAUGAAUAAAAUGUGAGCAGUCCUAGCACUGGGGAUCAGGUCAUAUGUUCAACGGACACUGCUGUGAUUCAAAAGCGUCAAGUAGCCAGUUUUGUGUGUUAAUUCAGGUACUUUUAUGCAAAUCCGGUAGAACUUUUUCUACCAAUCUAGUUAUUCUAUAUGUCCAUGAAUUUGCUGUGAUUCUACGGUACCAGCAGGGGAAUCGCUUCACAGGCGAAGUAGCUGAUUGUCACAAAUGGCAUUGUACUGGUUCCUGUUUUGUUUGUUAUUCAGGUAAAACUCUGACAUUUGUAAUUCUUGUCUGUAUACUCUCUGAGGUGCUAUUCCAAUCUUAUUUAUUCUGACUUAGAUAUUACAAAAGUUUUACCAGCCUAGAAGUACACCACAUUGGCCUUGUGAACUGUAUUUAGAGGAGAGGUAAUUAGAGAAUCAAACACACACAAAUAAUGUUUUAUGUAAGUAUUAAAAAUAACAACUGAAGACUUUUUUCAGUUUCUCUAAAAUACGGGUUUACUAGAGGACUAAUAUGGUUUCAUUCUUAGUUGGAAAUCUAGUGUGUAGGUGGUAAAUUAGGUUUCUUUUGUUUUUGUUUUUUGUUUUUUUUGUUUUUCAUAAGUCGAGCUAAAUUGUCUUGGUGUGGUUGCUACAAUACACAGAGAAAAAAGAUCUAUUGUUGUUUACUUUUCAGUUUUGGAACGGGAAUGCCUUCCCAGUUUUAUACCUCUUUUUGUUGCUACAGUUUGUCUUUGUUUCCGGGUUACAGAGAAAAAGAAAGAAUUGUAAAUUGUGAAUUAAUUUAUAGCAUAUACUCUGGUGUGCAUAGGAGGGGUGCAGAGAGGGUAAUCACCCUUUUUGCUUGGGGUGACUUAACAAAAAUAUCAAAUGGGACACACAAUCAUUUAAAUGCAAAAGCCAAAGGGGGGCAAGAGGGAAGCAAAUGUGCAGACGGCAGGGCACCUCAGUGCUUUUUGUCCAAAGGUCAGUCCUGAUGACAGCCAACAUUGCACUGGGCCACAGACCAGCACCGCACGUUGCCCUGGGGUUGAACAUAUUGCCACUUUAACAUUUUGAAGAGUGGAUGCCUGGAGGCCUGACCAGAUCGGCCAAACCAUCACUUCAUUCUAUUUUUUUAUUAUUUUUUUUUUCUAUUUUAUGUUAUUUCUUUAUUUUAUUUUAUUUUAUUUUAUUUUAUUUUAUUUUUCUCCAUAGUCUAUGCAGGGGCAGCCUUAAGGGACAAAGAGACAGCCCUUCAAAAGUCCGGUCAAAUAUUUUAUUUAUGGUUUGUUUAUGGUUGCUUACUCCAGUCUGGCUCUUAAAUUCCAAUCUGCUAUUCUCAGCAGACAAUGUAAAAUUUAGGUAUACACAGAUUCCUCAUUGUGGCUUUGAGAUGAAAAGUACGCUUAAUAAUUCAUCUUUCUCUGCUUUGACUACAGUA
Myripristis murdjan (pinecone soldierfish) is the source of this 7420-nucleotide messenger RNA. It is a transcript of the gene kdm6bb, whose product is annotated as lysine (K)-specific demethylase 6B, b. Gene Ontology annotation, biological process: heart development; regulation of gene expression. The transcript is spliced from 20 exons. The record is from RefSeq and is a predicted model, not a curated record. Gene Ontology annotation, molecular function: RNA polymerase II cis-regulatory region sequence-specific DNA binding; chromatin DNA binding; histone H3K27me2/H3K27me3 demethylase activity. Gene Ontology annotation, cellular component: MLL3/4 complex. Bases 118 to 5688 code for a protein of 1856 amino acids. NCBI's taxonomy places the organism in Eukaryota, Metazoa, Chordata, Actinopteri, Holocentriformes, Holocentridae.